Hirsutella rhossiliensis is the source of this 540-nucleotide messenger RNA. RefSeq lists its product as uncharacterized. The record is from RefSeq and is a predicted model, not a curated record. The transcript has a single exon. Gene Ontology annotation, cellular component: mitochondrion. Bases 1 to 540 code for a protein of 179 amino acids. NCBI's taxonomy places the organism in Eukaryota, Fungi, Ascomycota, Sordariomycetes, Hypocreales, Ophiocordycipitaceae.
AUGCCCCCCAACGUCGGUGACGAGCCGCCUUCUCCUCCCCCGGACCAGGCCUCGACCUCCUCGACCUCCAGCACGUCGGCCUACUCGCCCUUGGCCCGCCAGCUCCGACAGAUGGGCCUCUUCGUCGCUGGCGCAACCUUCCUCGCCGCCUCAGUCGCCGUCUCGCGCCGCUCCGUGCUCCGCCGCCGCCUCGACUCCCUCCCCGCCUUCCACACCUCGAACCGCCGCGUCCCGGUAUUUGACGGCUCCGACCGCAUCGGUCUCGCCGCCCAGGCCCUCGGCCUCGCCACCCUCAACGUCAUGAGCUUCGGCGUCCUGCUCACCGGCGGCAUCGGCUGGGGGUUCGACCUCUGCUCCGUCGCCGAGCUGCGCCAACGUACCCAGGCCGCCCUCCAAAGGCCCGGCAGCAUGGACCCAGAGGCCGAGAGGGAGAUGGAGGAGAUGAUGAAGUCGCUGCUCGAUAAGCUCGGCAUGGAUGCAACACCCCCGGAAAAGCCCCCUACGUCGGGCGCAGGUGGCGACGUCCCGCCCAAGAAGUGA